AUGGCAAACCACGAGACCACUAUUGAGUCGCCUCAGGUCAGCACCAGGUACGGACCAGCAACGCGCGCUACCCUCCGCACCCUCCAACUCAUCUUCGCGAUACUCGUCGCCGCCCUCUACGCAGUUGACCUGGCCCAUGCCACCGAAACGCGAUCUCACGCCUCCUCGGAAUGGAUCUUCGCCCAGGUUGUCGCCUGUUUCUCCGCUAUAACGGCCAUCCUCCAUUUCACGCGGGGGCGGAAGCGGGUGGUUGCGGCGUGGGCCGCUUGGGACUUUGUGCUGUUUGUUCUCUGGCUCGCGCAGACGGGGGUCUUCGGGACGAUUUACAUCUCUGAGGACGUGGAGCCGCUGUACCAGGAGCGGACGACCUCGUUGCUCAGGAUGAGGGUGGCGGUCUGGAUUGAUCUCGUGAACAUGGCGCUGUGGUUGGGGACGACGGUUAUGGGGCUGGUUUGGUGUGUUCAGGGGCGGAAGGUCUUCCGGGGUAUCAAGAGGUGCGAUUGUGCAGGGGCAGACAGGGGGUCUGAGCUGGAGAACGAGGCGGUCGAUGGUCCGACGAGGAAACAGCAAGAGACGGAGGCAUUGGCGGACUACAGCAAGGCCGUGGAGCGGUUGGUGGCGGGCGAGGCGAACUGCCCUCCGCCGCCUUACUGUGAGAAAGAGAGUGCUCACUCAAUUGAGAAACGGUUACAGUGA
Aspergillus japonicus CBS 114.51 is the source of this 696-nucleotide messenger RNA. Its product is annotated as MARVEL domain-containing protein. The record is from RefSeq and is a predicted model, not a curated record. The transcript has a single exon. Lineage: Eukaryota; Fungi; Ascomycota; Eurotiomycetes; Eurotiales; Aspergillaceae. Bases 1 to 696 code for a protein of 231 amino acids.